Iphiclides podalirius (scarce swallowtail) is the source of this 534-nucleotide messenger RNA. NCBI's taxonomy places the organism in Eukaryota, Metazoa, Arthropoda, Insecta, Lepidoptera, Papilionidae. The record is from the annotation of a GenBank genome assembly.
AUGCGCCGUGAGCAUGUGAAGCGGCCGAUGAACGCGUUCAUGGUGUUCGCGCAGGCGAUGCGAAGGCGCCUCUCCGAGCAACGGCCCUCACUGCACAACGCCGAACUGAGCAAAUCUUUAGGGUCGAUGUGGAAAAGCUUGAGCGAAGGACAGAAGUUGCCGUUCGUGAAAGAGGCGGAGAAGCUGCGAACCCAGCACAAAAGGGAGUACCCGGAUUACAAGUACCAGCCGCGACGUCGCAAACCGCCACCCGCCGCUUCUUCAGCGGCGAGGCUGAAACGGGAGCCUUCCCCCGAACGGGCGCAGAUAGACUUCUCGCGAAUAGAGGUAGACGAAGCGCUGCUAGUUGACGGACCUCCCGACGGGGCCGAACUGGACCAGUACUUGAAGCCAACGACGGUGCCCGAUUACCACGAGAUGCAGCCGCGCUACCCCACGCACAACCUGACGCACCACGGGCCCGCUCUGUACGCGCCGGUACCUUCGCAUUUGCACCCGCCAUGCGCGGACUGGCAACACUAUGCGAGCCUAUCG